CACAACCAUUUGAACCAUUUGAACCGUUUGAAGCGCAAGCGUUUAAUGGUUUAAUGUCGGGUCAGCUGUCGAAAUCAUGCACAAUCAUGCAGGAUCCCGUCUCAAACCCAAAUAUUGAAGAGGCCACUUAUGAUAGUGACAAAAAUCCUCAUGGAAGAUGUACUUCAUCAUUAUAUGAAGAUGAUGUAAAAGUUAUGGAAGUGAACGAAAAAAACCUGGCCUCAUCAUAUCAAGAUUCUGAGUACACGCGAUCUUCUGAUGGUUCACAAUAUUCAGUUGGACGUAGUAAGGAUAGUCCUAUGGAAAAUAUUUCACCUUCCGAUAUCUUAUCAAAUAAUCAGGCGAAUGGAGUCCGUUGGCGUCAUUGUGUAAACAAUGGUCAAGAGAUGUACAUUAACGAAGCAACUAAUGAGAAAUGGGUUCCAGCAACUGAUCAAUAUGGAAAAACAUAUUAUUAUGAACUAAACACUCGUCAUUCCGUAUGGGCACUUGAAGAUUUAGAAACAUCACCUACAGACGCGCCACAUUCAUCCGACUCAUUGAAUAAUUAUUUAGAUAUUAAUGAACCGAAUGCUUCCAAGGAAGCUUUUGACUGUUCAGUAUUUGAAGAUGAUAAUAAUGGUUCUUAUGUUGAUCAGUAUCCAUCUGUAUCUAGAAUGUCAAGUAUCAGUAAAGUUAAUCGGAGAACAAUGAGUCAAUCUAAAGUGUCUCAUCGAAGUUCACAUAUACCUUCUGAAGUUUGUUCAACACAAGUUAUCAAUCGACCUUUCAGUUUAGUCAGUCUUGAUGAUCAAGAUCAAGGAGCAGGUGGACGUUUUCAGAUGAAGAAUCUAAGCAAAGAACAUAUCAGUGGACCAAGUGAAAAUAAACUUACGCACUUUGAACGACGUGGUGCAGUUAUUCGUACAAUGUUAAUUGAAAAUGGCAAACGUAUAUCAAAAAAAUGGAUACCAGGUGUAUUACAUCUUAGUGGUCCAUUACUUUUUUUAUACAAAGAUAAUAAGCCUUCGUUACCUAAAAUACAUCAACCACUUGGUAAACCUGAUGUUCAAUUCAACAUUAGAGAGGUAAAGGUUAGCGAAGCAAACGGUGAACAAACAUCAAGAAAGAAUGUGCUCAAAAUUGAAUGUGAAACUGCUGGAAAGUUGAAUGUUCAUUUAGUACAAAUCCCAGCCAUCGAUUAUGAAUCGUGGAAAGCUGCAAUACGAUAUGCGAAGGAUCUUUUGAAUGAAGAUCAUGGAGUCACGUUAGGACGUUCAUUAACCAGAUAUGAUUCUGGACAACCUUCUGUGCUCGAUAAAAAAUUGUUGGUUAAAUUGCGUGAUUUUUUUAGAACAAGACCAACUGCUGCAUCCCUACGAUCUCGCGGUAUUUUAAAGAAUGAAUCUGUAUUUGCAUCUACAAUCAUGCAAAUAUGUGAGAAUGAAGAUUCUGAUGUACCUAAUUUUAUUGUUCGUGCAAUUCGUGCUAUUGAAGCUCGAGGACUUGAUCAUGUUGGGAUUUAUCGAUCAAGCGGAAAUGGUGCUACAAUCCAAAAACUUCGCUGUGCCGUUAAUCAAUAUAACUACAGUUUAAAUUCUGAAAAAUGGAGUUUAGAAGUAUUAACAGGGGCAUUAAAAUUAUUUUUUCGUGAACUUAAAGAACCACUUAUAACAUUCAAAAUAUAUCCAGAAGUUGAUCAACUAUUGGGUGAUAAUGAUAUAGCGCCAGAUUUAAAAGUGAUUAGAAUGCGAGAAUUGAUCAAUUCUAUGCCUGUCCCACAUAUCAACACAUCUCGAAUAUUUUUUCAUCAUUUGUACAGGAAUUACGUUUUUUCAAAGGAAUUCUCAAUAUAGUACAAACGUGAAAAUCGAUUGUGAUUUAGGAUUAUAAAUUAUAUAUAUUACAACAUAGCUUAUCUACUUUCUUCAAGUUUUUCCCAAAUUCUUGUCUUUUCUCUCUCACUCCUCAAUCACAUGAUAUUUCCAUUGUUCAAAUGUUGUGCGGACUAGUCGCCCAGAUCCCUACCGUAUUAGGAGACAUCUUCCAAACGUUCUUAAUUCGGAAUAGUCUCUCAAAAUAGAACUGUAAACAAUCGACAUAGACCAAGGUCUUUUUGUAGUUGCCACUAUAUCAGCAAGAGCCUAUCUGCAAACUUAAGAGGACUAGUGCAACAAUAGCAUACUGACCCAUGACACGCAUCAUCGGUUAUAGUUGUUAGCAUCCAGCUAUGCAAGCCGCCAUUGAUAUCCCAUACGCAUGUGACCGACCACUUGUAAUGUUAUGUAUUGCUGUUGUGUGGUGUUGCGUUCUUAAAGCAAGGAAAAACGAAUGCACUACCGCAUCCGCGAAUAAUUUCGAACCAUAUGAAAUAACAGUAUUCAUCUAGAGGUUCGAUUUACAAUUAAUAACUUCUUGUACAUUGCUUGGAAAUAGAACUCUAUGUAGGUUUUAAAUCAUCCUCAUGAAACCACUCAGUCAAAAAUUGCUUGUGCCACUACCGAAUGAAAUUCACUCCAAAUGUUUCUUUGUCGUCGUCACGUUAUUUCCUUAAAAUCAAGGAUAUCAAGAUUUCCAGAUUAUUCAAACAUCCACAAAUUGAAUUCUAAACAUAUAACUUCAGGUGAAUUAAGUCAACAGGAAUAAGUGUUUUAUGCAUUUUUCAAAACAAUACACAUUCUAAAAAGGAUUUUAAAGAUUCCAGCUGGUGAAAGUUAAAGUAUCAACUUCAAAAGUUGUUACAUGGUAUUUGGAGAUCAAGAACACUAUUUCAGACUGACCAGUUAUAUCUCAUCCAUAUGAAGUGAGAGUUGAAGAGUUCUUAGAGAUGAGUGAAGUCAAAGAGAAAAUCGAUAAGUUUGAGUACAUUAUUGGUGACUUGGAGAUUAUUCCAUUGUAUUUUAAUCGAAGCUCUUUAACUACCCAUACUAGAAUAGUGUCUUAUCGAUAUACUCACAGAGGAAAUAAGGUAACAUUGAUUUAUUUAGUUCUUGGUCAUAACGCGUAUAAACAUAGAAUCCUUUAUUUACAUUAAAAGUUGAGGGUUGUUUAAAUAAGCUUGCACAUAACUUUCUUAAAAUCUGUUUUCAAUAAACUUCAUUUCUUUGUAUUGUACUUUUUCAUUUGUUAGAGUAAUGCAAUUGUCCAGUAUCAACCAAAUGCAUUCUUACAAUUUGGCUAUUGUUUUCGGACCUAGUUUAAUUUGGCCAGAAGUAGAGUCUGUCGCAUAUAGAGCACUUAAGUCUGUACAGGUCCCAUGUAUAGAAUAUUUGCUUACACAUGUAGAGGAAAUAUUCGGACCAGUAACCCCACCGCCAGUUAUUUCAUAAGUCCAUACAUGGAUAUAAAUACUGUUUCUAAUAUUUUAUAUGAAUAAUAGGUUAAGUCCAACCAUUUUUUAAAUACAAACACAACGCAUUGCUCAAAAUCUACUUGUUUGUCUCCGAUCCAAUUAUCAUUAUCAGCUUUAGAGUUAUCAUCAAAUAUUUUUGAUCUCUUAUAAUGUUUUUCAAGUCCAUAUUGUCACAACACAUGUAUAGUGUGUAAUCUUUUGCCUUUUUUUAAAAAAAGCACGCACCGAGUAGUAAUUUUGCAAUUCUAUAUAUUGUAACUUUCCUUAAAUUUAUUUGCUUUCUAGUAAGCACUUUUGUUUGCAAUAAACAUCACUUUAUACUUGCUAAAAUAAUUGCAAAAAUGUGAUACAAAAUAACACUCAGCACUGUAAAUUUUUGUUGUUUUCUACUACAUUGUUAGGGUUUGAAUGAUUUCAACGAAUAUCUUCUGUCCAUAGUUUUCGUUUUGUUUAAAUUGAUUCAUUUGUUUUACUAGUCAUUUUAACAAUUUUUAUAGUGUUCUUGUUAUAGUUGGUGAGGCAGGAUUUCAGAUUGAAAUCAAUAGGUAAAAUGUUAAACGAUAGGUGAACAGAACGAUAUGAUGUGGUUAAGUGAUGGCCACUCACAAGACUGUAUUAUUGACUUAAUUCCAUGAAUAGUUAGAAAUCAGAAACAAGACCACUAAGCAGAUGUAGUGAAACAUGUUCAUAUACAGCAAAUGAACACAAGGUAAACAUGAUGAAAUGUCAGGCGAUUUGGAAAAAAAUAGUUUGGUUAGGUCACCUAUUCUUCAAUUAGUUGAAAGUUUGGCCUCAUUCCUGGGCUUUGCAUCAGACCUUGUUCAAAGUAAUUUCCGUUUUUCUCUUACGCCAAUUGUACUAGUUACCGAUAGAACAUAGUGCUUGUGUAUUUCAGAAAUAUUAAACUAUUAGUUAGGCGUAAGUUGUAAAUUCGCGCAUCAUAUCACCUAUUUCGGUUUGACCAAACGGGUGUGGCCCGAAUCCGAAUAGUUUUACCUUAUAUUUGGCGAAUGAAUUAUAUUUACAAACACUAAAUAAUCUAAAUACUGUUUAGAAAAGAAUUCACUUUGAAAGAACUAGAUCAAUUUUAAACUAUCAACUACCUGCUCUUCCAAGAAUAUCAGGAUGACAUAAUCAUAUUGUUGUUUCUGCAUGGAUUUUACUGAUUAUUAGGGUGUUCGGCUGAAAAAAAAUCAUGGACUGUAAUAAAAUAAAAUUUCAAAUGGCUACUGGUUUUUCCGUUUCCACUGACAUACGUUGACAUCCAACUCAUCGUACCUAAGCAUUACUUUGUUAUCUCUUUAUUGACCAAUUAAUUAGUUUCCAAGUUAUUUAGAACUCCAUAGCUUAUUUUUAUAGAC
Molecule: messenger RNA, 4692 nt
Organism: Schistosoma bovis
Lineage: Eukaryota; Metazoa; Platyhelminthes; Trematoda; Strigeidida; Schistosomatidae
Source: the annotation of a GenBank genome assembly